CCAUUCAUUUCUAAACUUCUAUCUCCUUUUGCGAUCGUUUCUUUUUGUGCCAACUGGACGCCUUCCCUUGUUCGUUCCUGAGUUUUACCCCGCAUUUCUGGGAUGUUGCGAGCGUUUAACAUCAUCCGAGUAACUGUCUUUGUCGUGGCAAUAUUGUUCAGUUUUAUCGUCCUCGGGGUCGCAGCGCACCUGAACUCUGUCAUUGAGCCCAAUGAAUUAACCCGAUUCAUACCCGUCUCCAUAUUCUGCGCGAUCUCGACCAUCGUCGGAUGCGCCUGCGUUCUAUGGUUCGGUUCUAGAGAACGAUUCUGGGCGAUUACAGAGACCCGAUGGGAACUAGGGCUGGCCUCAUUGUUAGGGGUACUCUGGUUCAGUCUUGGCCUUUUUCUUUCUAUUGCUGAGGUCCCGGAUCUUGAGUGUCCAGACGAGCCAGAUGGGAACCCGAGUCCAUAUACGGAUGAAAUGUUCCAUGCACAGUACCAUACACUUCAAGCUUUUUCGAUACUUAAUGCGCUUAUUUUACUUGGGUAUUGUCUCUGGCUUCUUGUUCUUGCCAUGCGACAUUCCUAUGCUGGGCGUAAGCAAGUGUGGAAUGCUCGCGUCAACGAAGCGCAGUGGUUUCUUCCGAGAAAAUCCUCAUCCGACGAGAAGUUUACGAGACUUCCUGCACCUGUCUCUUCUUUCAGUCGCCGGAGGCAGUCACACUGGAGAAAUCAAUCAACACCAGAAACCGUCACACCCUCUGCUUCUGCUUCCAUCUCACGGAACGCGUCCAAUUCAUCAUCAUCGCCCCUAACGCACACGCGUAGUCGCUCUGCACCUGCGGCCGCGAUUGUCGCGGCCGCUGCUGUGCCGACAAGAAAGACAUCCACGAAUCCUGCGAAAGGUAGCCCGCCCGCUCCUCCAUCCCCUCCUACACCCACCACAAAGCCUUCAGCACGAGGUACCACCCGUCCAGACAUAGACAUCCCGCCGACGCUACCUCCAAAAGCGCGGACGCGUGCCACGCACGCAGGGCCAACCGACACGCCUCAGCUCGCCCAGCCCCCACCACCGAGGCGACGUGCAGGUACACUUGACAGACGGCCAUCUGCCAAGAAUCAGCAGCAGGAACAAUACCAACCACCUGCACGGCCCAGCGCCUCGCGUUCAAACACGUAUGCAUACAUGACUCCUACGACCACGACGACACCACGGCAACCCGCGCCGCCUCGUUCCUAUUCCAAUACGAACACUCGGGAUCCGUCAUCUCGGAGAGACCGGACCCUGAGAUGAAAAAAGCCGACUGAAUGUAGCUGAGCUACGAUCUUCCAUUCCGCUGACGCCGCUUUUCGCCCCAGGAGGCUUUUUUUUUUGUUGUAUCAAUGGAUUUUUUUAGAGUUUUCAUGGGUUCCUUCGAACCCUCGUAUUGUGCGAUACCCCCUAGGCUGUACCAUUGCUUUCAUCCCUCCUUUGGAAUAGUACUCCCCUGUUCUCAUCCUUCACG
Messenger RNA from Cantharellus anzutake, 1486 nucleotides. RefSeq lists its product as uncharacterized. NCBI's taxonomy places the organism in Eukaryota, Fungi, Basidiomycota, Agaricomycetes, Cantharellales, Hydnaceae. The transcript is spliced from 10 exons. The record is from RefSeq and is a predicted model, not a curated record. The coding region runs from base 103 to 1275 and encodes 390 amino acids.